AUGGCCCCGGACCCCAGCAGACGCCUUGGCCGGCUGCUGCUGCUGCUCACCUGCUGCCUUGUGCCCUCCUGGGCCAACCUGCUGACCCUGGACUGGCUGUGGUCCACCGACAUCACCGACUCCGAGGACACACUGGUCUCCCAGCCCCAGGGCAGCCUGCCCGUGCAGCCUGCAGCGGCCCCCGCCACACACGUGGCCCCCCAGGAUGACCCCGCGGAGCAAAGGACGGCCCCUGCCAGCCCCAGGCCACCCUUGGAGAAUCCGAAGGCCGCCCCAAGCAGGGCUCCUGGCGCUCCCAUCAGUGCCGCCGCCCCCGCCGCCCCAGCUGCAAGCCCGGACACGAGGGAGGAGAACGUCGCGGGAGUGGGAGCCAAGAUCCUGAGCAUAGCCCAGGGCAUCCAGAGCAUCGUCCAGCUGUGGAACGAGGCCACCCCUACCCAGAGCUCUGCUGGAUCCGCCUCGGCCCCCACGGACCCUCUGGCCCUCGCGGGGCCCUCCGGCCCGCCCGAGGAGAGCGGGACCACUCUCGGGCCUCACAGAGGAGCUCUGAGCUCUCUGGGCACCUGGACGGCCGAGUCUGGCACUCUGGCUGUGCCCACCCAGUCGCCUCCCUCCCUGGACAGGCUCCAGGCACCACUGAGGGGGCACUCGGUGCCACGGGAGUCCCCAGACAGUGUCCGUGAGGAGGUGGGGCUGCCGCAACUCCUUGGAGAGCCCUCGCCCCAGCAGAUCACCCAGAUCGAGGACCCCGACGUCGGGCUAGCCUAUGUCUUUGGACCAGACACCAACAGUGGCCAGGUGGCCCGGUACCGCGUGCCCAGCCCCUUCUUCCCUGACUUCUCGCUGCUGUUCCACAUCCGGCCGGCCUCGGAGGGCCCCGGGGUGCUGUUCGCCCUCACGGACGCGGCGCAGGCCGUGGUCCUGCUGGGCGUGAAGCUCUCGGGGGUGCAUGAUGGGCACCAGGACAUCUCACUGCUCUACACCGAGCCGGGCGACAGCCAGACCCGCACAGCGGCCAGCUUCCGCCUGCCUGCCUUUGUGGGCCAGUGGACACGCUUUGCGCUCAGCGUGGACGGCAGCUCUGUGGCUCUGUACGUGGACUGCGAGGAGUUCCAACGGCUGCCGUUUGCUCGGUCUCCACGGGGCCUGGAGCUGGAGCCUGGCGCUGGCCUCUUUGUGGGGCAGGCUGGGGGAGCCGACCCCGACAAGUUCCAGGGAAUGAUCGCAGAGCUGACGGUGCGUGGGGACCCCCAGGUGAGCCCCCUGCGCUGCCUGGACCAGGAGGACGAUGACGAGGAUGGGGCAUCAGGAGACUCUGGAAGUGGCCUCGAGGAGGAGGACCAGCUUCGCAGGGAGGGAGCGGUCGUGGCCCUGAGACCCAGCCUCCCCCAGCCUCCCCCCGUCACCUCUCCCCCCUUGGCCAGCGGCAGCAGCACAGAAGAUUCUAGAAGUGAAGAGAUCAGGGCAGGCACCACAGAGGCUCCGCCAGAAGUUCAGACCCUCCCUGGCUCAGAUUUGGAUGGCACUAGCGAUGAGAGUGCCCGGCGCUCUGGAAGCAGCCUGGAAAGGGGAGGCCUGAAGGGACAAAAGGGUGAGCCGGGAGCUCAGGGCCUGCCUGGCCCCGUUGGUCCUCCAGGCCCUGCAGGCCCCGUGGUGCAGGGUUCCAAUGCACAGUCUGUCCCUGGGGCACAGGGACCCCCGGGACCUCCAGGGCCACCAGGGAAGGAUGGUGCCCCAGGAAGGGAUGGUGAGCCGGGAGACCCGGGGGAAGACGGAAAGCCCGGUGACACUGGGCCACAGGGCUUCCCGGGGACUCCAGGAGAUAUGGGCCCCAAGGGCGAGAAGGGAGAUCCUGGGAUCGGGCCAAGAGGACCCCCAGGACCCCAAGGGCCUCCAGGGCCACCAGGACCCUCCCUCAGACAUGACAAGCUGACCUUCAUCGACAUGGAAGGCUCCGGCUUUGGUGGUGAUCUGGAGAGCCUCAGGGGCCCACGUGGCUUCCCCGGCCCCCCGGGCCCCCCGGGUGUCCCAGGCCUGCCUGGCGAGCCUGGCCGCUUUGGCAUGAACAGCUCCCAUGCUCCGGGACCUGCUGGCCUUCCUGGGGUUCCUGGGCGCGACGGAUCCCCUGGGUUUCCAGGCCCCCCGGGCCCCCCCGGAGCUCCAGGAAAAGAGGGUCCACCAGGAAAGACGGGCCAGAAAGGCAGUCUUGGUGACACAGGCGCCCCAGGACCCAAGGGAAGCAAGGGAGACCCUGGCCCUGUCGGUGCUCCCGGGGAGAGCGGCUUUGUAGGAGCCCCUGGUCCCGCUGGACCUCCCGGACCGCCGGGCCCCCCUGGGCCACCAGGACCAGGACUUGCUGCUGGAUUUGACGACAUGGAGGGCUCCGGAGCACCUUUCUGGUCGACAGCCCGCGGCUCUGAGGGGCCACAGGGACCACCCGGCCCGCCAGGACUCAAGGGGGAUCCUGGAGCCCGCGGGCCACCUGGGGCCAAGGGGGAAGUUGGAGCCGACGGAGCCCGCGGGUCCCCUGGCCUCCCUGGCAGAGAAGGCCCGGCAGGGCCCCCGGGACCUAAAGGAGACAAAGGGAGCCCCGGAGAACGAGGUGACCCAGGAAAGGAUGGAGUGGGGCAACCAGGCCUGCCUGGGCCCCCAGGACCCCCGGGGCCCGUGGUCUACGUGUCUGAUCAGGACGGAGCAGUGACCAGUGCACCGGGGCCUGAGGGCAGGCCGGGCUUCGCAGGCUUUCCUGGACCUGCUGGACCAAAGGGCGACCCGGGCUCCAGAGGCGAGCAGGGCUUCCCAGGACCCAAGGGGGAGAAGGGAGAGCCUGGCGGUGUCUUGGGCCCUGACGGCAGAACCCUGGGCCCUGCCCAGAAAGGAGCCAAGGGAGAGCCGGGCUUCCGAGGACCCCCGGGUCCGUAUGGGCGGCCUGGGUACAAGGGUGAGAUCGGCCUUCCUGGACGACCGGGUCGCCCUGGGGUGAAUGGGCUGAAGGGAGAGAAGGGGGAACCUGCAGACGCCAGCCUCGGACUUGGAAUGAGGGGCAUGCCCGGCCCCCCAGGGCCUCCUGGGCCCCCAGGCCCUCCGGGGGUGCCCCUCUACGACAGCAACGCAUUUGUGGAGUCUGGCCACCCUGGGCCUCGGGGACUGCAAGGGCUGCCAGGACCUUCUGGACCAAAGGGUGACAAAGGAGAAGUGGGACCACCUGGACCUCCAGGGCAGUUCCCCGUGGACUUCCUCAGCCUGGAAGCUGAGAUGAAGGGAGACAAGGGGGACCUGGGGGACACUGGACAGAAAGGAGAGAAGGGGGAGCCAGGGGCCAGCGGCGGAUUCUUCAGCUCAAGUGUGCCUGGACCCCCAGGUCCCCCCGGCCCACCAGGCUACCCUGGGAUUCCGGGUCCAAAGGGAGAGAGCAUCCAGGGCCAGCCGGGCCCACCCGGACCUCAGGGACCUCCUGGCAUUGGCUAUGAGGGGCGCCAGGGCCCUCCUGGGCCCCCAGGCCCCCCUGGCCCCCCGGGGCCCCCGUCAUUCCCUGGUCCUCACAGGCAGACUGUCAGUGUCCCUGGCCCCCCAGGCCCACCUGGCCCCCCAGGGCCCCCUGGAACCAUGGGCACCUCUUCAGGGGUGAGGAUCUGGGCCACCUACCAGACCAUGCUGGACAGGGCACGAGAGCUGCCCGAGGGCUGGCUCGUCUUUGUGGCUGAGAGGGAGGAACUCUAUGUACGGGUCCGAAACGGGUUCCGGAAAGUUCUGCUGGAGGCCCGGAUCCCUCUGCCAUCCAGCACGGACAAUGAAGUGGCUGUCCGCCAGCCCCCAGUGGUGCAGCUGCACGAGGGCAACUCAUAUCCCCGGAGGGAGCACUCCUACUCCACCGUGCGCCCCUGGAGAGCAGACGACACCCUGGCCAGCCCCCAGCGCCUCCCCGAUCCCCAGCCCUACCCCGGAGCUCCGCACCACCACGGCUCCUAUGUGCAUCUCCGGCCAGCCCGCCCCACAGCCUCACCUGCCCACACCCAUCAGGACUUCCAGCCGGUGCUCCACCUGGUCGCGCUCAACAGCCCACUCUCGGGCGGCAUGCGCGGCAUCCGAGGGGCCGACUUCCAGUGCUUCCAGCAGGCCCGAGCUGUGGGGCUGGCUGGCACCUUCCGUGCCUUCUUGUCCUCGCGGCUGCAGGACCUCUACAGCAUCGUGCGCCGUGCUGACCGUGGGACCAUUCCCAUCGUCAACCUCAAGGAUGAAGUACUGGCUCCCAGCUGGGAGGCCCUGUUUUCCGGCUCCGGGGGCCAGCUGAAGCCCGGGGCCCGCAUCUUCUCUUUCGAUGGCAGGGACGUCCUGAGGCACCCUGCCUGGCCCCAGAAGAGUGUAUGGCAUGGCUCAGACCCCAGUGGGCGCAGGCUGACGGAGAGCUACUGUGAGGCGUGGCGGACAGAGGCUGCCGGAGCCAUGGGCCAGGCAUCCCCACUGCUGGCGGGCAGACUGCUGGAACAGGAAGCCACAAGCUGCCGCAACGCCUAUGUGGUCCUCUGCAUCGAGAACAGUUUCAUGACCUCCUCCUCCUAAUAGGGUCUCUGCUGGCUCGGACGUGCAUGGAGCCGGGCUCUCAGGACAGGCACAGGGCAGGGAGCACCUAGCCAACCCCCAGGACCUGGCUGGGACAUUUCUACACAGUCCACAUUUCAUGUAAUCCUCCAGAAAUAAAAGGAAGCCAAAGAGAGUAGUUUUCUGAAAGUUUACAACAGAAAGCCCGAUGCCAAGGCUUCCCGCCACUCCCCUGAUGGCCUAUGCUGGCCAGUCUGUCAGGGCCCAAAUCAGACCUCAGCUGGAUUUCAGCAAGAGGCUGACGCAGGACUUCCAGCCCAGAGACCUGUGCUUACCCCAC
Marmota flaviventris (yellow-bellied marmot) is the source of this 4879-nucleotide messenger RNA. The record is from RefSeq and is a predicted model, not a curated record. Lineage: Eukaryota; Metazoa; Chordata; Mammalia; Rodentia; Sciuridae.